This is a messenger RNA of Oncorhynchus mykiss (rainbow trout), 1958 nucleotides long. Lineage: Eukaryota; Metazoa; Chordata; Actinopteri; Salmoniformes; Salmonidae. The record is from RefSeq and is a predicted model, not a curated record.
UAUGUAUAUUAUUUUAAGCAAAUAACUUGUUCUCAGUCCUUGACACUAGAUGGCACUGUUAAGCAUAUCAUCUUCAAAACAACAUUCUUUUUAUGUGAGAAGUCAAUAAAUGUUUCCCCGCAAAUGUGUAUUCAUGACCCAUAUAGAAACUAGGCCUUGGAGAACUGAGAUUGGACUCUGAGAUGAGAGACUAACUUGAUAAGGAACUUCACACACUCACAUGGAUAAUGGCACUGUUUCAGUCACACGGGUUAUCAAUACUUCUGUUGAUCAUCAGAACACAGUUUGCUGGUGCUGAGUCUUGUUCUCAUAUAGAUGCGCCACAAUUCAUCACAGCUACUCAGGAAGAGGUAGCUGUCCUCCCCUGUUUCACAUCAAUCCACAUAGAUUUAGCAACCAGAGUGAAAUGGACAAAACUUUCACCUAAACCUGAGGACAUCUUGGUGUGGCCUGAUAAUCCAUCUGUGGCCCAUAAAUCAGAACGUGUGGCCUUCGAGUCGGGAGCGGAUGUUGUGGUGGCUGGAAACCUGUCCCUGUCUCUAAGAGAUGUAAGGAAAUCUGACGAAGGGCUUUAUAGUUGCAAUGUCUGGUUGGGAUGGAGUUGUGUCCAUGUGAAAAACAUCACUCUAAAAGUGAAAGAAUGCAAAAUUCUACAUUCAGUUAUGGCAGCACACAACGGGAUAGCUACCCUGCCUUGCCUGUUGAACAUGACAACAGGAAAUCCCAAAAUAUCAUCAGUGACCUGGGCAGAGAUCAAGGGAGACAGUGAGAUCCAAAUACUUCAAUACCCUACAGAUAUCUCCAACCAAACAUUCCUAGGAAAAAGGGUGAGCUUUGGAGGGAAUCUCAGUUCAGGAGAUGCAUCUUUGGCUCUCUCCAUGGUGGAGUACAGUCACAGCCAAUGGUACAGAUGUAGGUUGCAGAUGGGACAAAAUGAACGCUGCUUUGAGGUCAAGCUGCAGGUUAAAGAACAGGAGGAGAACCUGGUUGUUCGGACUUUCACCACAACUGAGCUAACAGACCCUGCAGUUACCUCCAGGGGGAGUCCAGAAAGAGUUGCGACGGCUACAGUUGGAACGGCUACUAUAGUGGCUUCAUCCAUGUGUGUGAUUGUCAUAAUGGCUCUUACGCUGGGAUUGAUCAUUUGCCUCAGGCGCCGCAGACACUCAGAUGGAGAUGAGUCUGACUGGAAUGCUUAUGAAGAUGUACAAGACCCAGCAACGGGACCCAAUUGUCUGUAUUCACUUGCAGAUUUUGACCAGAAGGACAACCUACACACUUUUCAAUGCCAGUGAAAAGAAUAAUCAUCUUUCAAUCAACACACCAUGUCUUACCGAACCCUUCACAAAACAUCUGUAAAUGCUUUUUUAUGAUAUUCACCCACUUAUCUUUCAACCCCUGGUAUAGCCUCCAUAGUAUUACACAAUAACAAUCUUAUCUUUCAACCCCUGGUAUAGCCUACAUAGUAUUACACAAUAACAAUCUUAUCUUUCAACCCCUGGUAUAGCCUACAUAGUAUUACACAAUAACACUCUUAUCUUUCAACCCCUGGUAUAGCCUACAUAGUAGUACACAAUAACAAUCUUAUCUUUCAACCCCUGGUAUAGCCUACAUAGUAUUACACAAUAACACUCUUAUCUUUCAACCCCUGGUAUAGCCUACAUAGUAUUACACAAUAACAAUCUUAUCUUUCAACCCCUGGUAUAGCCUCCAUAGUAUUACACAAUAACACUCUUAUCUUUCAACCCCUGGUAUAGCCUACAUAGUAUUACACAAUAACAAUCUUAUCUUUCAACCCCUGGUAUAGCCUACAUAGUAUUACACAAUAACACUCUUAUCUUUCAACCCCUGGUAUAGCCUACAUAGUAUUACACAAUAACAAUCUUAUCUUUCAACCCCUGGUAUAGCCUCCAUAGUAUUACACAAUAACACUCUUAUCUUUCAACCCCUGGUAUAGC